AUGAACCUGGAGCAGGGGACAGGCAUUGAGAAACAGCUGGGCAAUCUGAACAGCCAGCAGUGGGCCUGGGUGCUCAGCAUUUUCUACUACCCGUACAUGUUCGCCGAGCCACUGGCAACGCUGGCACUCAAGCGUUUCGGUCCGAAUGUGUGGAUGAGUCGCAUCAUGGUCUCUUGGGGUAUUGUUUCGAUGUGCCAAGGUGCCACCCAGAACUAUGCCGGUAUCCUCACAACCCGCUUCUUCCUAGGGCUAUGUGAAGCUGGGUUCUACCCUGGUGUCCUCUACCACCUGAGCUUUUGGUACCCAACCAGCAGGCUUCCCCUAAGAAUUGGCGUCUUCUACGCAAGCGGCAUGUUCUCUGGAACUAUCAGUGGACUAUUGGCAUACGCAAUCUCCUACAUGAAUGGAAUCCGUGGUCUUGCCGGCUGGCGAUGGUUAUUUAUCCUCGAAGGCAUGCCAGCCAUUCUGUGCGGCAUCUAUACAUACUUCUUUCUCCCGAAUUACAUUGAUACGGCCAGAUUUCUCAAGCCCGAGGAAAAGGAGGCCCUCCGCGCAGAUUUGGCUGAGACUGCGCCGGACAUGAAGGCUAAAACAUGGAAUUUCGACCAGCUCAAAACGGCCUUCAAGGACCCCACGUUUAUUCCAUUUACUUUUAUCUGGAUCGGUCAUGGUAUCGGCGGCUUUGGUAUAACUUUUGUCUUGCCGACUGUUAUCUACCAGCUGGGUAUGACCGAUACGGCCAUCUCCCAGAUUAUGACAAUGCCACCCUAUACGUUCAACUUCAUCUUCCUCGUCACGAUUGCAUACUUUGUCCACAAAGGCCGUCUCAAUUCCUGGGUUGCUGCUCUUGGAAUUGAGGCAUUGCAAAUAAUAUGCUAUAUCCUACUGAUUACCGUGAGCGAUUCCGUGGCAAGGUAUAUCUUCGUUAUGAUUGCCACCGCCGCGUCUCAGAGUUUGUUUCCAAUUGUCUGGCCGGAGCGUAUUCGAGCUGCUCAUGGUACAACGGCAGCAGGUGUGGCCAUUGGGAUGACCAAUGGCGCGGCCCAACUGAUGGGUAUUGUGGGACCUCAAAUCUACCAAUCCAAGUUCGGGCCUUACUACCACGUCAGCUACGCCUGCUCUAUUGGCUUGCUAUGCUUCGCCUGCAUGGCAAUUGGUAGCUGCUGGUACUUUGUUGUUAGGAAUGAUCGUCGGUCACGCCAACAGGAAAUUUCAGAGACAGACGUAUCUGCGGUAUCUUCAGUCAAGACGGAGUUACGAGGGUACAGGGCUGACCUCGGAGAAUCCGAGGGCCAUUGA
Messenger RNA from Penicillium lagena, 1299 nucleotides. Its product is annotated as high-affinity nicotinic acid transporter. NCBI's taxonomy places the organism in Eukaryota, Fungi, Ascomycota, Eurotiomycetes, Eurotiales, Aspergillaceae. Gene Ontology annotation, biological process: transmembrane transport. The record is from RefSeq and is a predicted model, not a curated record. The transcript has 9 exons. Gene Ontology annotation, molecular function: transmembrane transporter activity. Gene Ontology annotation, cellular component: membrane. Bases 1 to 1299 code for a protein of 432 amino acids.